Molecule: messenger RNA, 829 nt
Organism: Momordica charantia (bitter melon)
Lineage: Eukaryota; Viridiplantae; Streptophyta; Magnoliopsida; Cucurbitales; Cucurbitaceae
Product: NAC domain-containing protein 92-like
Biological process (GO): regulation of DNA-templated transcription
Molecular function (GO): DNA binding
Source: RefSeq, a predicted model, not a curated record
AUGAGAAUUAUGAGAAUAUAGAAUUAAAAAAGGAAGAAAAAGAGAGAGAAAUUGAAAAAAUCCAGCAUAGUUGUCUUAGGCAGCACGUUUCUUACCCAAACACCAUUCUCUCUCUCUCUCUAUAUUAGGCCUCCUCUGGGUCUGAGGCUAUGGUUUUUCUUCUACCUCUCUUUUCCCAAAUCCUCCCCCGAUCUCCAAUUCUCUAGAAACUAUAGCCAAAAUCAUGGCAAACAGCAAGUUUCCGAUCAUGGAUCAGCCGGAGGAGGACCACAUAGAGCUGCCGCCGGGGUUCCGAUUCCACCCCACCGACGAGGAGCUCAUAACCCACUACCUCUCCCCCAAGGUCGUCAACAGCGCCUUCACGGCCAUAGCCAUCGGAGAGGCGGAUUUGAACAAAUCCGAGCCCUGGGAUUUACCCGGGAGGGCGAAAAUGGGGGAGAAGGAAUGGUAUUUUUUCUGCGUGAAGGACAGGAAGUAUCCGACGGGGCUGAGGACCAACAGGGCCACCGAAUCUGGCUACUGGAAGGCCACCGGCAAAGAUAAGGAGAUCUUUAGAGGGAAGAGAGUUGUGGGUAUGAAGAAAACUUUGGUCUUUUACAAAGGAAGAGCCCCAAAAGGGGAGAAAUCCAAUUGGGUGAUGCAUGAGUACCGUUUGGAAGGCAAACAUUCGGUUUCUCAUCAUCUUAUCAAACCCACUAAGAAUGAAUGGGUGAUCUGCCGAAUCUUCAACAAGAGCUCCGGCGACAAAAGAACGCACAUCUCCGAGCUGGUGUCACUAAAGCCCUUCGAGACGGACCGGAACUCCGCCGCGCUGCCGCCAUUUGCAUGA